This is a messenger RNA of Linum trigynum, 1041 nucleotides long. Lineage: Eukaryota; Viridiplantae; Streptophyta; Magnoliopsida; Malpighiales; Linaceae. The record is from the annotation of a GenBank genome assembly.
AUUGAUUCAGUAAUCGUCAUCAACAUGGCUAGGCCGGGUGUUACCAAGCGUUCCUACGAGGAUUUCGAGCCCUUCUGCAGGUGGGAAAGAAGCCCAGAUCAAGACGUCCUCCUCGUCCAUCUUCAGGGGUUCAAGAGGCAGCAGCUGAAAAUUCAGACGAACAACAUGGGAGUGAUGACAAUAACAGGGGAGCGGUGUCUGGACUGCCAGCACAAUCGAUGGGCGCGUUUCAGCAAAGAGACACGCCUCCCCACCAACGACAUCAAGACCAACGAGAUUCACGCCAAGCUUUCCACCGGCAUCCUCUCAGUUGUCCUGCCCAAGAGGCCGGCGGUACUUCCGCAGCCGCCGCCAUCAUCGUCCCCUGACGCUGGCCAUGAGCAUCACGAGUACCAGCCGGUGACGGGAACAGAGCAUCAUUAUCAUGAGGAACAGAGCACACGAGUUUUCGAUGAUCAAGAAUCCGAAGGUGGGACGCAGAGGGUUGUCGGUAAGGAUUUGAUGGCGCCGAUGAAGUUGAGAGGUGUUGGGCGGGUGACGAAUGUUGUAGUUGUGGUUACGGUUGUUGUUGCCGUAGUGGUGGCUGUGGGGGCGGUUUUGGCGGGAUACGGAUUUCGUCGAAGUGGUUCGUAUGCGACGGGCGUAUCGGAAUUGGGAUUUGUGAUUGCGGGAUGAAAAACAGAACGGCUAAACUUUGAGACAUUACGGUGAUUGUGCGUCGCCGUCGAUAUAUGGCUAAUAUUCAUGGCCCAUGGGGGGAAAAGAAAAUUGGUAAAAGAUGUGAAUAUUGUUAUGAAAUAAUUGAUUAUUGUUGAUAUUCAUUUCAUUCUGGGUUAUAAGUAUAAUAUGUCCCUCUACUAUGUAGUUUUAUCAAACAUGCCCUCUACUAUUUUUUACAUCAAACAUGCCCUUAUACUUUGUAAAAAUGGUCAAACAUGCCUUUUUGUUAAAAUUGUCAUCCAAAAACCAUCAAUCAUGGUCGAACCUUGGUUUGGGUGACACCUAUGUCUAAAAUAUUCCUAAUAAUUUCACUUUAUAAUU